Lasiodiplodia theobromae is the source of this 1962-nucleotide messenger RNA. RefSeq names its product Serine threonine protein kinase. Gene Ontology annotation, biological process: protein phosphorylation. Lineage: Eukaryota; Fungi; Ascomycota; Dothideomycetes; Botryosphaeriales; Botryosphaeriaceae. The transcript has 5 exons. The coding region runs from base 1 to 1962 and encodes 653 amino acids. The record is from RefSeq and is a predicted model, not a curated record. Gene Ontology annotation, cellular component: nucleus; cytoplasm; plasma membrane. Gene Ontology annotation, molecular function: ATP binding; protein serine/threonine kinase activity.
AUGACGCAGCUCUUCAGCUCGUCCGGCCACUCGACCGUCCCCCAAGACUCGAAGCGCGCCUUCACCGGCAUGCCCAUCUCCACCAACAAGCAGGUCAAUGGCUCCAACAGCCAGGUCUCGCAGAAGAUCAAGAACUUCUUCCGCAUCAACACCGGCGGCAGCAAGGACAGUCUCGACGGCGCCAAGCACAGCGGCGAUGGAGGCUCGACCAAGGAGCGCGACGGCAAAUCAACCUUCCGCCAGUCGCGCUUCAUCCCGCACCUGAACCGCAACCGCAGCACCACCGUCGCCAGCGAAGGCAACCCUCUCGACGAGGGCAUGUCCCCCACCGCCCAGGCGAACCCCUACUUCCAGCACCAGGGUCCGCCCGCGCUCCGCCACCACAACGAGGGCAGCGUGCCCCCCUCGCCGCCCGACACUCCUCCCAUGCCCACCACCAAGGUCGAGGACGUCGACGGCCCCAGCGACAAGGCCACCACCGCCGGCAAGGAAGAGCUCGCCCGCAAGCUGCGCCGCGUCGCCUCCGCCCCGAACGCCCAGGGCCUCUUCACCAACGGCUCCCACGGCGACCGCCCCCAGACCGCCGAGCUGGGCAAGGAGCCGCUGGUCCAGCACGGCAACACCUCGACCCUGAGCAUGGUCGAGACGGCCGACAGCAGCCACCUCGCCAUCCCCGCUGGCGAUGGCGCCGCCGGCAGCCUGCCCUCCCCCGGCCAGAUCCGCAACAACCUGGCCUUCAGGAGAACGUACAGCUCGAAUUCGAUCAAGGUGCGAAACGUCGAGGUUGGCCCCGGCAGCUUCGACAAGAUCAAGUUGAUCGGCAAGGGCGAUGUCGGAAAGGUCUAUCUGGUUCGGGAGAAGAAGUCGGGCAGGCUGUACGCCAUGAAGGUCUUGAGCAAGAAGGAGAUGAUCAAGCGGAAUAAGAUCAAGCGCGCUCUGGCCGAGCAGGAGAUCCUGGCUACCAGCAACCACCCGUUCAUUGUCACGCUCUACCACUCCUUCCAGUCCGAGGACCAUCUCUACCUCUGCAUGGAAUACUGCAGCGGUGGCGAGUUCUUCCGAGCACUUCAAACCCGUCCCAACAAGUGUGUCGACGAGGAUGCUGCGAGGUUCUAUGCCGCCGAGGUUACUGCCGCGCUCGAGUACUUGCAUCUCAUGGGCUUCAUCUACCGUGAUUUGAAGCCGGAGAACAUUCUGUUGCACCAGUCGGGACACAUCAUGUUGUCAGACUUUGAUCUCUCCAAGCAGUCGGACCCCGGUGGAAGGCCGACCAUGAUCCUUGGCAACAACAAGGGCUCGUCAUCCGGUUCGCUACCUGCUAUUGACACCAAGUCCUGCAUUGCCAACUUCCGAACAAACUCGUUCGUUGGUACCGAGGAGUACAUCGCCCCGGAGGUCAUCAAGGGUUGCGGUCAUACCAGUGCAGUUGACUGGUGGACGCUGGGAAUCCUGGUCUACGAGAUGCUCUACGGCACGACGCCUUUCAAGGGCAAGAACCGGAACGCAACAUUUGCUAACAUUCUGCGUGAUGAUGUGCCGUUCCCCGAGGGCAACGGCGCACCGCAAAUCUCAAACCUCUGCAAAUCGCUCAUCCGCAAACUGCUCAUCAAGGACGAGAUGCGCCGUCUCGGCUCGCGCGCUGGCGCGUCAGACGUCAAGGCGCACCCCUUCUUCAGGACAACGCAGUGGGCCCUGCUGAGGCACAUGAAGCCUCCGAUGAUCCCCAACCAGGGCCGUGGAAUCGACACGAUCAACUUCCGGAACGUCAAGGAGAGCCAGAGUGUGGACAUCGGCGCGGCCAAGGUCAAGGGCGUGCCGCUGGAUUCCGGUCUGGCAACGCCUGGAUCGGAGAAGGCGGUCGAUCCAUUCGAGGAGUUCAACAGCGUCACAUUACAUCAUGAGGGUGACGAAUAUAGCGGCGGUCACGACAUGAGCCCGGCAGCGACGCAAGAAUCGAGAUAG